AUGACAUUGCCUAAAUCACCUACUAUCAAGAUACCCUUAAACAACAGAGAUCCCAAUGAGAAUACAACUACGUUUAGACGCUUGUUGGAGUCCAAUAGAACACUGAGAUGCAGAUCCAAUGUCAAGAAACGGCCACCACUACACAGUAAGCAGAAGCAAAAGAGCCAGAAAGAGCCAUGCCAGUCCUCUUUACCAUCCACAGAAUUGGAGCAAGCACCCUCACCCAACAUUGUGGAGCCCUCCUCUCUAUCUCCCAUCAUGGAUCUACCUGGUCAUUUCAAGCAUUUAGAACAGCAAAAGAAGAAGCAAAGAGAGACAACAGUAUCAUCCACAUGUCAUUCAUCAACAGCAAAGAAAAGCUCAAACGAGCCAAAACUACAGCUCGCAUUGCACCGAGAUUUCAACAAUUACAGAGGUCGCGAAAUCUUCAUAGACACAGAUACACCCAUCUUUACAUUGCCAACGGAAAGCAUGUGGACCAUCUUUGAGCGCUGUGCAACCUUUGAGGAUUACCACCAGAUUGCUUGCGUUUGUAAAAAGUGGCGCUCUCUGAUCAAUGCAGCGUCUCUGUGGAAAGACAUGGCUAUUCAAUGGAGGCAUUUACUAGCUGUGAUCCAUACGCAAUCUACAAUGCCCUACUAUGACUACAUCACCACACUGUCAGUGACAGGGGAAGCGAGCAGGCCCAUGGUUAAUCCAAUUGCUGUACGAACCACCAACAUGGCGUUCAAACAUCUACGGCACAUGCGCAUUGCCAACAUGAACUACACAGACGUUAAAUUUAUCAUGGAGUGGAUGAGGCAUCUGGAGAGUGUGCAUUGUGAGCGCAUAUCUUGCUCAAGUGGCCAGAACGUGAGCUUGAGGAUAUUCUCUGAUAUGCCGUGCCUCAGGAGCCUCAAGCUAGACUUUGCCCAAGAGUACAACCUAUCACCCAUCCCUUAUGAUUUUGAUACCAAUGGCAACAUGUUGUCCAAGAAACCCACCCUGCCAAACACACUAGAGACAUUCAGCUUGCGAGGCAUUUACGACAGGGAAGAGCAUACAGCCGGUGUAAAUGGUGUGGACAGGCAAGAUCGCCUUGUCAGCAGCUGGCACAUGCUCGAAUCGCAACUGGUGCGCAAGUACAGCAUGCUGGCAUUGCUCACUCGACUCACAUCGCUGACAUUGGGAAGGAUCAGCGCUUUCACAUCCCGAGUGUGGUUGGAAUGCCUCAAGCCCUGUGCGUCUCAAUUAGAGUAUUUGACAUUGAUGAAUUGGCCCGGUGCUGACAAAAGAGAAUCACCGCAUACAAGAACAAGAAUACCCGCCGAUGCAUCCGAACGAAUCACAGAUGGCAGUAUAGAAGCAGCCAUCACCGAAUGUUUCUCCAAUCUCAAACAGGUCAAAGAGAUCUACCUGGAUGACUUUGUUUGUGACAUUGGGUUCAUUGAUGGGAUAUCACAGUUGAACACGCUGUACCAGAUACACAUUGAAGGCCUGGAGGAUCAGCAGCAGCAGCAGCAGCAGCAAUACACAGUCAGUGAUUUCAAGGCCAUCAAAGUGUUUGGAUUCAAGAUAAGCAUGCUUCAUACUAUACGCGGGGAUCCGGCAGCCCACGGAUACCGUACCGUGAUACAACCAAGAGUGACUCGUUGGGAUGGCCAGUUUGGUGGUUAG
Molecule: messenger RNA, 1656 nt
Organism: Mucor velutinosus
Lineage: Eukaryota; Fungi; Mucoromycota; Mucoromycetes; Mucorales; Mucoraceae
Exons: 3
Coding region: 1-1656 (551 amino acids)
Molecular function (GO): protein binding
Source: RefSeq, a predicted model, not a curated record